ACCAACCCCGCCUCCGACGCAGCCACCUUCCAUAUAAAACGACUUCCUUUUUCAGUCUCUCUGUUUUGUCUCUUCCCCAGAAUCCCCCUUAAAAAAAAGACCAGGGAGCUGGUGACGGCCUUCGCUGGUGUAUCCAAAAUUGUCCACUGAGGCACUGAGAUCACUCAUCGAACCUCAGCCCCAUAAUUCCUUCUUCCUUCCUACACUUUAAUACCAUCAGCACAGCUCCAAAAAACCAAACGCCCAAUCGCCAUCGCCAGUUUCUCUUCCAAAAUCGUGGGUUGCUGUGGCCGGGCGUUUCUUGUCUUCAUCCACUCUCAAUCCUCUACCCUUUUUUGUGGCUCUCUCCAGCUCUCUUCACCACCCCGAUUUAUAAAACCCUGCCCCCCCGCCAUUUCUCCCCUUUCUAUUCUCUUCAUCUACAAGUUUACGCCAGCAGAGUUUCUGGUAGCGUUUCGGCUUACUCUGCUGUUGUCGUGUGUUGUUUUCUUUUUCCUCCAUGAUUCUGGGAAGUGACGAAGAUUGUUUUUUGUUUAUAAUGUUCAAUUUGCGUUCUUUUUCAGAUUGGAACAUCUGGGCGAGGCUCGAAAUCCUCGGUUUCGAUUCGGCUCUUGGUUCUUUUUGGUGGGUUCAUCGAUUUAAAAGGUGGGAUUCGUUCGUUUCCCUGUUCUGUUCCGUUGAAAUUCUGGAAUCUCUAUUUUUAGGAUGUAGAAGAUCUUAUCCUGUGUGGGAUUCUCUUACGUUUUUGGUGUUGAUUUGCAAUGUGCCAAUUACUAUUUGUUCUAGAUUGAGACACAGUUGGUGAAUUCAGUAGUCUUUUGCUUAUCCACGUGAAUCAGGUGAGCUAUAGUGUGGCAAAUAUCUGUGAAAAUUGAAGAAAUUUACUAUGGUUGUAAUCUUUUCCCAAUGUGAACUUCUGAUUAAGCUAGUUCUGUUCCUUGAAUCUGGCUAUAAAAGCAACAUUUUCUAUGGAUAUCUUUUUCUUCUCUUCACUCUUUUCUCUUAACCUCUAGUUGCUUUUGUUCAUUUGCAAUGUUAAAACCAAUAAUUGUCUGUUUUUAUGAGGAGCAGAUGAUUGAGUUUUAAGUGGCCAAUUGCCCAAAUAUUUGGGAGAGUGGCAAAAUUUUGUUUAACCACAGUGGUUUAUGAUGGAAACUAAUCCAAUAUGAACUUCUAAUCAAGCAACUCCUGUUAUUUCAAUCCUGCCUUGGUUAUAUUCUUCUGUCCCAACCUUGCUCCAAGUUUCCCUCAACUACAUUCAAACAACACUAAAAUGCUUCUGCCUUUUAUGACAACUGAACUUGAAUAUUGCUCUGCAGAUGGGAGACGUCGCCAAGGAUUUGGCUGCCGGGACAGUAGGAGGGGCAGCACAAUUGGUAGUUGGACACCCGUUUGACACCAUAAAAGUCAAGCUCCAAAGCCAGCCUGUUCCACUUCCUGGCCAGCCUCCAAAGUAUGCCGGCGCUUUUGAUGCAGUCAAGCAGACUAUAGCAGCUGAAGGCGCUGGUGGACUGUACAAGGGCAUGGGAGCUCCUCUGGCAACAGUUGCUGCUUUCAAUGCUGUGCUUUUCACUGUGAGGGGACAAAUGGAGGCUCUGCUGAGGUCUGAACCUGGCGCUACGCUCACCAUUGGUCAGCAGGUUAUUUGUGGUGCUGGUGCUGGAUUGGCAGUCUCUAUUCUUGCUUGUCCUACUGAGCUGGUCAAGUGCAGGUUGCAAGCGCAAAGUGCACUGGCAGUGGCUGACUCAUCAGCAGCCACCGUGGCAUUGAAGUAUGGCGGGCCAAUGGACGUGGCCAAACAAGUACUGAGAUCAGAAGGCGGCACUAGGGGGCUAUUCAAAGGAUUGGUGCCCACCAUGGCCCGCGAGAUUCCUGGCAAUGCUGCCAUGUUUGGAGUCUACGAGCUGCUGAAGCAGAAGAUGGCAGGUGGGGAGGACACGUCCAAACUAGGCAGAGGUUCCCUCAUGCUGGCUGGAGGCCUCGCUGGUGCAUCCUUCUGGGGAUCGGUCUACCCUACAGACGUUGUGAAGAGCGCCCUCCAGGUCGAUGAUUACAGUAAACCCAAGUACUCCGGAUCCAUGGAUGCGUUUAGGAAGAUUCUGGCUGCAGAAGGUGUCAAGGGGCUGUACAAAGGCUUCGGCCCUGCUAUGGGGCGUAGCAUCCCUGCGAAUGCAGCAUGUUUCUUGGCGUACGAGGUCACAAAGUCGAGCCUGGGAUGAGCCGAAUUGAUUGAUUGAUUGAGUUAAUGUGAACUAACUGGGGAUUGCUUCUUGUUGAAUCACAUUGCUUGUUGCUGAAUGUGAAACUCUACUCUAGCAUAUGGUUCCAUUGAAUGAAAAGGCUCUCUCAUCAAAUGUGAAUUCUUUUUCACUCUUUUUACUCCCUUUGCUAUUGUGUUAUCUAGUAAUAAAAAUUAAAAUUGAGUUGCAUG
Messenger RNA from Linum trigynum, 2431 nucleotides. The record is from the annotation of a GenBank genome assembly. Lineage: Eukaryota; Viridiplantae; Streptophyta; Magnoliopsida; Malpighiales; Linaceae.